Molecule: messenger RNA, 2646 nt
Organism: Paracoccidioides brasiliensis Pb18
Product: glycogen phosphorylase
Exons: 8
Coding region: 1-2646 (881 amino acids)
Biological process (GO): glycogen catabolic process
Cellular component (GO): cytoplasm
Molecular function (GO): glycogen phosphorylase activity; pyridoxal phosphate binding
Source: RefSeq, a predicted model, not a curated record
AUGUCGCCAACUCCCACCCGUGAACGUCGUUUGUCAGUCGGUACCCCAAUAUCUGAUCUGAGGGGCCCUGUUGGACCUGGUUUCAGUCGCCCAAAGCAUAAACGUACAUUUACCGGCUUUAGCCCUCAGGAUAUCAAAACUGUAGAGGCAAGCAUUCCGGAACCUCAACGGGAAGCUUGGCGCAAGUUUACUGCGAAAGAGUUUAAGACGAAGGAGGAGUUUCAGAAAGAAGUCGUCCGCCAUGUUGAGACGACGCUUGCUCGGUCUCUAUUUAACUGUGAUGAGUUGGCGGCAUAUUCUGGCACAGCAUUAGCUUUUCGAGAUCGACUUGUUAUUGAGUGGAAUAAAACUCAACAGCACCACACAUUCGUGGACCCGAAGAGAGUCUAUUAUCUUUCUCUCGAGUUUUUGAUGGGUCGAGCUUUGGACAAUGCUAUGCUCAAUGUGGGGAUGAAGGACGUUGCAAAAGAUGGACUUCAUGACCUGGGGUUUCGUAUAGAGGACGUUAUCAACCAAGAGCAUGAUGCUGCUCUAGGUAACGGCGGUCUUGGGCGGCUUGCAGCUUGUUUUCUUGACAGCCUGGCAACUUUGAAUUAUCCAGCAUGGGGAUACGGAUUGCGAUAUCGAUACGGCAUAUUCAAGCAAGAAAUUAUCGAUGGAUAUCAAAUCGAAAUUCCAGAUUACUGGCUCGAUUUCAAUCCUUGGGAGUUCCCACGUCACGAUAUCACUGUUGACAUCCAAUUUUACGGCCAGGUUAGAAAAUAUCAGAACGAAGAGGGGAAACAUAUCUAUUCCUGGCAAGACGGCGAGAUUGUUCAAGCAAUUGCCUACGAUGUGCCAAUUCCUGGUUAUGACACGCAAACGACCAACAAUCUCCGACUCUGGUCAAGCAAAGCCGCGAGUGGGGAGUUCGAUUUCCAAAAGUUCAACGCAGGCGAGUACGAAAGCGCUGUCGCUGAUGAGCAGCGUGCGGAAACCAUAUCCGCCGUGUUGUAUCCAAACGACAACCUCGAACGCGGCAAAGAAUUACGCUUAAAACAGCAAUAUUUCUGGUGUGCUGCUUCACUUUUCGAUAUUGUCCGGAGAUUCAAGAAGACGAAUCGACCAUGGUCGGAGUUCACUGACCAAGUUGCGAUCCAACUAAAUGAUACCCAUCCUACUCUAGCCAUUGUGGAACUGCAGCGUAUACUUGUUGAUCAAGAAGGAUUGGAUUGGGACGUGGCUUGGAAAAUCGUAUGCAACACUUUCGGAUAUACGAACCAUACUGUCCUGCCUGAAGCUCUGGAGAAGUGGUCCGUCCCUCUCAUUCAGAACCUGCUGCCCAGACAUUUACAAAUCAUCUACGAUAUCAAUUUGAUAUUUCUUCAAAUGGUAGAGAGGAAGUUCCCAAGGGAUCGUGAACUUUUAUCCCGGGUAUCAAUAAUUGAAGAGUCACAGCCGAAAAUGGUUCGCAUGGCACAUUUGGCCAUUAUCGGUUCUCAUAAGGUCAAUGGGGUAGCAGAGCUACACUCCGAUCUCAUCAAGACGACAAUCUUUAAAGACUUUGUUGAAGUGUACGGCCCAGACAAAUUUACCAACGUGACAAAUGGUAUCACUCCUAGAAGAUGGCUGCACCAAGCCAAUCCUCGCCUGUCCAAGCUCAUUGCUUCAAAACUGGGAGGUUACGGCUUUUUGAAAGAUCUCACUCUGCUCGACCAGCUUGAAAUGUACAUCGACGACAAAGAGUUCAAGGCUGAGUGGGCAAAUAUCAAACUUUUUAAUAAGAUGCGACUGGCGAAACAUAUCUGGGAUUCCAGCGGAAUUCGUGUUAAUCCACAGUCUUUGUUUGAUAUUCAAGUCAAACGCAUUCACGAAUACAAGAGGCAGCAAUUGAACAUCUUUUGGGUUAUCCAUAAGUAUCUGAAAAUUAAAGCAAUGAGUCCCAAGGAACGAUCGAAGCUUGUUCCUCGUGUCUCCAUCUUUGGGGGAAAGGCAGCCCCAGGCUACUGGAUGGCGAAAACAAUUAUCCACCUCAUCAAUAAGGUAGGGUCCGUUGUCAACAGUGAUCCUGACAUCGGAGAUCUCUUGAAGGUCGUUUUUGUAGAGGACUAUAACGUUAGCAAAGCAGAAAUCAUCUGCCCAGCUUCAGAUAUUAGUGAACAUAUCUCCACCGCCGGCACAGAGGCUAGUGGGACAAGCAACAUGAAGUUCGUUCUCAAUGGAGGACUCAUCAUUGGUACCUGUGAUGGCGCGAAUAUCGAAAUAACCCGCGAAAUCGGUGAACAAAACGUCUUCCUCUUUGGUACCCUGGCCGAAGAUGUCGAAGAUCUUCGCCACGCCCAUAUUUAUGAGAAGGGCAACCUCACCCUAGACAGCGACCUGAGUGCUGUCUUUGAUGCUAUCAAUUCAGGCACAUUUGGUAACCCUAGCGAGUUUUCAGCGCUAAUUGCGGCAAUUACUGAGCACGGUGAUUACUAUCUUGUCUCGGACGAUUUCCAUUCGUAUAUCGCAACGCAGGAUAUGGUUGAUGAAGCAUACCGGGACCAGGAUGGGUGGGUGGAGAAGAGCAUUUUGAGUGUAUCGAAGAUGGGAUUUUUCUCGUCGGAUAGGGUUAUUUUGGAGUAUGCAGAGAGCAUUUGGAAUGUGGAACCGGUUGAGGCCAAGUAG